This is a messenger RNA of Meleagris gallopavo (turkey), 4235 nucleotides long. NCBI's taxonomy places the organism in Eukaryota, Metazoa, Chordata, Aves, Galliformes, Phasianidae. The record is from RefSeq and is a predicted model, not a curated record.
GCUGGGUUCCUCCUGGUGGGGACAGCUCUGCCGGGGGGUGCAGGAUCCGCUCGGAUGUCCCGGAGGAGCCUGGCUAAAUGCAGGACUCAGAGGCUCCACCUGUCCCCAAAGGUGAUGUCCAACAAGGGGCUGAGCCAGAGAGCAGCUGCAAGAUAACCCUUGUGGAGAAGCUGCAGGGACCCGAUGAAGAGGCAGUGGUUGACCAAGGAGGAACGAGCAACGUUGUCAAUAUCCACUAUGAGAAGGAGGAGCUGGAAGGACACCGGACGCUGUACGUGGGUGUGCAGAUGCCCCUGGUGAGGCAGAGCCACCGGCAUCACCGGCCCCGCAGCCAGAAGCAUCGGAAGCGCGAACGGGCGAAGGAGGCAGCCCCCGAAGAGCAGGGCUACCACUACACGCCAUCCCAGCGGGUGCAGUUCAUCCUCAGCACCGAGGAGGACGAGCAGCACGUCCCUCAUGAUCUGUUCACCGAACUGGAUGAGAUCCGCGUGAAGGAGGGCGAGGGCACAGAGUGGAAGGAGACAGCGAGGUGGCUGAAAUUCGAGGAGGACGUGGAAGACGGCGGCGAGCGCUGGAGCAAACCCUACGUGGCCACACUCUCCUUGCACAGCCUCUUUGAGCUGAGGAACUGCAUCAUCAAAGGCACAGUGCUGCUGGAUAUGUGUGCCAACAGCACCGAGGAGAUCGCAGAUAUGAUCCUGGACCAGCAGAACCACUCCAGUGAGUUUGAUGAGAGCAUGCGGGAGAAGGUCCGGGAGGUCCUUCUCAAAAAGCACCACCACCAGAAUGAGAAGAAGAGAAACAACCUCCUCCCCAUCGUCCUCUCCUUCGCUGACAAGCCAGCCCAAACGCUCAUCCCCCAUCCUCCUCCCACCACCAUAGAAGCUAAAAAUGGGGUAAGCCACGACACCAGCCCCAUGGAUUUAAGCAAGGCAGAGCUGCACUUCAUGAAGAAAAUUCCCACUGGGGCUGAAGCAGCAAACGUGCUGGUGGGAGAGCUGGAUUUCCUUCAGCAGCCCAUCAUGGCCUUCGCCCGCCUCACCCCGGCCGUCCUCCUCUCGGGCAUGACUGAAGUCCCCAUCCCAACCAGGUUUCUGUUUGUGUUGUUGGGACCAGAAGGAAAAGCCCAUCAGUACCACGAGAUCGGCAGGUCCAUGGCCACGCUCAUGACGGACGAGGUUUUUCAUGACGUUGCCUACAAAGCCAAGAACCGGGCUGACCUGGUGGCUGGCAUCGAUGAGUUCCUGGAUCAGGUCACGGUUCUGCCACCAGGAGAGUGGGACCCAUCGAUCCGCAUCGAGCCCCCCAAAAACGUCCCUUCUCAGGUGGGUGCUGCUGUGGAGGGAGGUGUGAGGGGAUGGGGGGGAGACUUAUAAAUAAAUCCAUCUCUCUGUCUUAUGGCUGUUUGUACAGAAAAAAGGAAGAUGCCCGGAGCUCUGGAUGACAAUGCUUCUCACAGAAAGCCUGAAAAACACAGCGGCCCUGAACUGGAGCGGACGGGAAGACUCUUUGGAGGUUUGAUCCUGGACGUGAAGCGGAAAGCACCGUGGUUCUGGAGUGACUUUCGGGAUGCGCUGAGUCUGCAGUGCCUGGCAUCCUUCCUCUUCCUCUACUGUGCCUGCAUGUCCCCUGUCAUCACCUUUGGGGGGCUGCUGGGGGAGGCGACCGAUGGCCACAUAAGUGCCAUGGAGUCGCUGCUGGGCGCGUCCAUGACUGGCGUUGUGUAUUCCCUCUUUGCUGGCCAACCUCUCACCAUCCUUGGCAGCACCGGUCCUGUCCUCGUGUUCGAGAAGAUCCUCUACAAGUUCUGCAAGGACUACGCACUCUCCUACCUGUCCCUGCGGACGUGCAUCGGGCUGUGGACUGCCUUCCUCUGCAUGGUGCUGGUGGCCACGGAUGCCAGCUGCCUGGUGUGCUACAUCACCCGCUUCACUGAGGAAGCCUUCGCCGCCCUCAUCUGCAUCAUCUUCAUCUACGAGGCUCUGGAGAAGCUCAUCUGCCUGGGAGAGACCUACCCGGUGCACAUGCACAGCCAGCUCGACUUCCUCACCCUCUACUACUGUAAGUGUGCAGCUCCCACCCAUCCCACCAAUGAAACGCUGCACUUUUGGCAGAGCAAUGAGGUCAAGCCUGCAGCCAUCGCCUGGGAAAACCUCACCGUAUCUGAAUGUCGACAUUUGCAUGGAGAAUUUCAUGGACCCGCCUGUGGACACGAUGGCCCUUACACACCCAAUGUCCUCUUCUGGUCCUGCAUCCUCUUCUUCUCCACCUUUGUCCUCUCGAGCUCACUGAAGAUGUUUAAAACCAGCCGCUACUUCCCAACCAGAGUCCGGUCUACGAUAAGUGACUUUGCUGUUUUCCUCACCAUCGUUGUCAUGGUGGUCAUUGACUUCCUCAUUGGGAUCCCAUCACCAAAGCUCCACGUCCCCCAUAUGUUCAAGCCCACCAGGGAUGAUCGUGGGUGGCUCAUGAACCCCAUAGGACCCAACCCAUGGUGGACGGUGUUGGCUGCACUCAUCCCAGCUCUGCUCUGCACCAUCCUGAUAUUCAUGGACCAGCAGAUCACCGCCGUCAUUGUAAACAGGAAGGAGCACAGGCUGAAGAAAGGAUGCGGGUACCACCUGGACCUCUUCAUGGUGGCUGUGAUGCUCGGGGUGUGCUCAGUGAUGGGGCUGCCCUGGUUUGUGGCCGCGACCGUCCUCUCCAUCACCCACGUGAACAGCCUCAAACUGGAGUCAGGCUGCUCAGCUCCUGGAGAACAACCCAGAUUUUUGGGGAUACGAGAGCAGAGGGUCACGGGAUUGAUGAUCUUUGUGCUCAUGGGCUGCUCUGUCUUCUUGACUGCUGUGUUAAAGUUUAUACCAAUGCCUGUGCUGUAUGGCGUCUUUCUCUACAUGGGUGUAUCGUCGCUCAGAGGAAUCCAGUUCUUUGACCGCCUGAAGCUGUUUGGGAUGCCGGCCAAGCAUCAGCCCGACUUCAUCUACCUGCGGCACGUGCCGCUGCGCAAAGUGCACCUCUUCACCCUGGUGCAGCUCACCUGCCUCGUGCUGCUCUGGGUCAUCAAGGCGUCCCGUGCGGCCAUCGUCUUCCCCAUGAUGGUUUUGGCUCUCGUUUUUGUCCGGAAAGUCCUGGAUUUCUGCUUCUCGAAACGAGAGCUCAGCUGGUUGGAUGACCUCAUGCCAGAAAGCAAGAAGAAGAAGUUGGAUGAUGCCAAAAAUGAAGCCAAAGAAGAAGAGGAGUCUCAGCAAAUGAUGGAAGCUGCUGCUGCAAACUCAGUCCAGCUGAGCCUGGGGAAGACGAGCUACGUGGAUGUCCCCAAGCAGAACAGCAGGGACAGGACUGACCCUUCUGAGAUCAACAUCUCAGAUGAAAUGUCGAAGACAACUGUGUGGAAGGCUCUCACCAUGAAUGCAGAAAAACUCUGAAUCCGAGGAGGAAAAAGGUAAAAGUUGUCCUCUUUAGGGAUCUUGGCUUUGAAGGAGAGGAGCGAGAACGUGACUCAGGGAUGAGCCAGCGCAGCUAUGUUGGGUGGAGGAAGCAAACACACACCCUCCCUGGUUCUCUCCUCCAAGUAGCAGGAUUCCCAUUAAAGCCAUUUAAGACGUUUCCAGUUAUCCUUGGUGUGCUUCAGGCAUUCAGUAUCUCUAGACCAGCAAUCUGAGGUGCACCUUGCUGUCAGUGGGAGCUCGGUGUUGCUCAGCCUCCGUGUGUACGUGUGUGUGUGUGCGUGUGUCGUCGCGGUCUGUGGUGGUAGAGGGACAGCUGCCGCUUGGUCAUUUAGUGCUAUCUAGGUUUUUUUUAAUAUCUAAUCUUCCCCCCCCACUCCCCCCAUUUCCCUUUUUCUGUCCAAAUAUAAACUCUGAAUGUACAAAAUAAUUUUCUGUUAUAUUUGACGCAUUCUACACUUCCUUCUUCGUCACUGCCAGAUUUUGGGUUUGGAUCGGAGUCCUUGCUUGGAUUCGCUCUUCCCUUCUAUCUCUUACUGGUGUGGGAGAGAUGUCCUUUGUGGUGGGAAGUGCAGAGAGAAAGGAGAGGUGUUUGUUCCAGUUUUGCCAUCAUGUUUUUGCUUUGACCCCAGAAUCAGCAGGUGCCCACAGAAUGAGUUGGAAUCGAGUGAUCUUUAACAACUCAACAAUCCUGUGGUUCUGCGAUCUUUGAGGUCCCUUCAACCCAGUCUUCCUAUGAUUCUAUAGCCUUUAAGAUCCUUUCCAACUCAACCGUCUUAUGGUUCCAUG